CAUUCUUAACCCUCUUUCUUGUGCAGGAGGAAGCACCGAGUAAGGUGUUUGGUGUUCCCUUGUCACAUCUGAGGAAGACCGGACUGAUGAGACAGGGGCUUCCUCUGGCCUUAACACACCUGGUGGGCUUCCUCGAGAAGCAUGGCCUCAGUACCUGUGGCCUGUUCAGGGUUGGUGGGACAGUAUUGCGGCAGUAUGAACUGAGGAAAUGUUUUGAUCGCGGAGGCUUCCCAAAGAUGAACGUUGAGGAUGUUCAUUCCUCAGCUUACGUCUUGAAACAUUUCCUCAGGACUCUUCCCGGUGGUCUCAUUCCAGAGCCAUUCAUGAUUGAACUGCUGAAAGUGUUCAAGAUGUUCAGACUUAGCAAACGUCACAAGGCAGUGAAGAAAAUACUGGAUACCAUUCCAGAAGAAAAUUACAAUAUCCUCUGCCUUCUAACUUUCUUCCUGUCCCGAGUGGCUGCUGCGAGUCAUGCCAACCGCAUGACCACCACCAACCUGUCCAUAGAAUUUGGGCCGAUCAUCUUUCAUGUUCCUCAAGGCCCCACAAAGCUUGAGGAAGAGGAGAUGUGUAUCAGCUUCACAGAGUACAUGCUGGACAACCUCAGACAUCUACUGCCCAAUAUUUACCCUCAGGCAUCUGCCAUCAACACAGCAGAGGGAGACGCUGUGUCUGAGGCAGAAGAGGACUUCACUCCUAAAAAGUGUGUCCAGCAGGUGCUUCUCGCAGAGACUAGCUCAAAGCCAGCAAAAAUUGGGCGACUUGGGCGUCUGAGAAGACGAUUUUUGCAUUUUUGGCAAAAAUUUGGCUCCCGCAAUGGCAGGUGCAAAGUGGAACCCUCUGGGGCUGGUGAUGUUCAAUGAAGUCUCCACAGCCAGUGAGAGGCUGAGAGAUGGUGAGGGUCACCAGUAAAUAAUGGGGCUGGUGAGGGUCACCGGAAGGCACAGACGUUGGUGAGGAUCACCAAAUGAAACUAAGGACUGGUGAGGGUCACUGAAAGUCAAUGGAGCCGAUGAGGUAAACUGAAAGUGAAAGUGUGUUGAGGAUUUCUGAAUGACACCAGUGCGAUGCAGCUCAUCAGAAAACAGGAGGAUCACUGGAGCUGCUGGACGUGAGGUGCCAUCACAGAUUUGAUUAUGAAGACAAAGACAAGGCAGAUGCUGAUUCUGAAUCUAACUGAAAUAAAGCUUGUCAUCUUCAGUCA
Molecule: messenger RNA, 1204 nt
Organism: Danio rerio (zebrafish)
Lineage: Eukaryota; Metazoa; Chordata; Actinopteri; Cypriniformes; Danionidae
Source: RefSeq, a predicted model, not a curated record